AGAGAGAGAGAGAGACACACAGAGAGAGAGAGAGAGAGAGAGAGAGAGAGAGAGAGAGAGAGAGAGAGAGAGAGAGAGAGAGAGAGAGUGAAAAAAAGGAGCUCCACGGACAGAAGGACCAGUUCUCACAUAGUAAACAAGUACACAAAUACAUGUGUUUUUCAGCAGACAUUGACAACAACAGCACUAUCUAGACCUUAGCCCCCCCCCCCCACGGCCGACCCGCCCCGCCUGGAGCCACGCCCUUCACUGCAACCAACCACUGCUCACGUAGAGCCUGGAAGGCAGGGGAGCCACGGCCGGGAUUUCAUGGCAACAGCACCCUAGGGCUGCCAUGGCAGCUGCUGCCGCGGAUGCCCCACGCCAUAUUACCGCACUGACGCCGGAGGACGAGGAAGGAAGAGCCGCUGCCAAGCUGUACGGAGGCACUACCCUGCCACGGACAGAGAGAGAGAGAGAACGAGAGAGGGAAGAGCGAGCCAGUGGGAACGAGUGUUUGGUGUGUGGGACUUGGUUUUGUUCCCAGGAUAAACUUCGGCUUCACUCUUUCUGUCACACGGGAGAGAAACCAUUCCACUGCUCCCAGCCACACUGCCCUAAGGCCUUCAGCUCCAAAUAUAAACUGUUCAGGCAUAUGGCCACACACUCUCCGCAGAAAACUCACCAGUGCUCGUUCUGCGAGAAAAUGUUUCACCGCAAAGAUCACCUGAAGAACCACCUGCAGACCCAUGACCCCAACAAAGAGGCCUUCAAGUGUGAGGAAUGUGGCAAGCACUACAACACCAAGCUGGGCUACAAGCGUCAUGUGGCCAUGCAUUCAGCCACGGCUGGGGACCUCACCUGUAAGGUGUGCCUGCAGAGCUACGAGAGUACCCCUGCCCUGAUGGAGCAUCUCAAGAGCCACUCGGGCAAGUCCUCCGGAGGUGCCAAGGAGAAGAAGCAUCCGUGUGACCACUGUGACCGCCGCUUCUACACACGGAAGGACGUGCGUCGCCACAUGGUGGUCCACACCGGCAGAAAGGACUUCCUGUGUCAGUACUGCGCCCAGCGCUUCGGCAGGAAGGAUCACCUGACGCGGCAUGUGAAGAAGAGCCACUCUCAGGAGCUGCUGAAGAUAAAGACUGAGCCUCCGGACAUGCUAGGCCUGCUGGGCUCUGGCUCCUCCCCCUGCACUGUCAAAGAGGAGCUCAGCCCCAUGAUGUGCAGCAUGGGUUCCAACAAAGACCCCAUGCUGGCCAAGCCGUUCCCCAGUGCCACCUCCUUCCCCAUGGGCAUGUACAACCCCCACCACCUCCAGGCCAUGUCCAACCCUGGGGUGGGCCACCACCACUCUCUGAUGCCUGGCUCCUUGUCCACUGCCAUGGGGAUGGGCUGCCACAUGGAGCCCCCCCUUCAUCACCCCCAUCACCCGCACCACCACCACCACCACCACUACCAUCACCACCACAUCCAACACUCCCCCCCGCUGCCCCACCUGCAGCAGCCCCAACAGCACCAGCAGCAACAGCACGCCCAGCCUCCACCCAAGUACCAGCUGGGAUCUACCUCAUACCUGCUGGACAAGCCCCUCAAAGUGGAGAUGGAGAGCUUUCUCAUGGAUCUGCAGAGUGGGCUGCCGGGCAAUCACUCAGGCGAUCAUCAUCAUGCUGCUGCCUCGCCCCCCAAGGAGGGACUAGAGCACCCCUCAGGCCUGACAGACGAGCUGUGUGGUGACCCCCUCCUGUCCAAGAGCCCUGCUGUCAUCGCUGAGGCUCUGUGCGCUGCUAACAUGGACAUCUCUCACCUACUGGGCUUCCUGCCCCUCAACCUGCCCCCCAACCUGCCCCCCUAUAACGCCUCCAUGAGCACAGCAGGGCUUGUCAUGAGCUACACCUCGUCUACCCCUGCCUCCUCCUCCUCCUCCUCUUCGUCAUCCUCAUCCUUGCAUGCUGCGGAGCCCCACGCCGUUGCCACGGCUGCAGCCGCACCUCUUACCUCUUUGCAACCUCAACCUCAGGAGCAGCAUGGCUCCAGCGAGGGCCUGGGUCUAGGGCCCCUGCACCCUCUCCCGCCAGUGUUUAGCUCCAGCCUCAGCACGACCACCCUGCCUCGCUUUCACCAGGCCUUCCAAUGAGGGGCCACCAGGCCACCAUGAGGGGCCACCAGGUCCCUACGCCUUCAUCCUCAGCUCACUGCCUGGGCGCCCAAGGUCCAUGUGGCCUGCUGGCCGCAAGGGCAGUGAUAAAAACACAUGAACACUUAGAAGCCUUAAUCGAAUCACACAAAAGCUUUUGAUUGAGCCCUAGAGAAAACUGAACCCUUUAUUGAAACAAAAGGGAAAAGAUGAGACAUUUUAAAACAAACUUUCUUUCUAUCCUUUAGUUAUAACCUCUCCCACCAACCUAUUUCCCUGAUCCAUGAUCCCCUCUCCCACCAACCAUCUCCCUGAUCCAUGAUCCCCUCUCCAACCUAUCUCCCUGAUCCAUGAUCCCCUCUCCAACCUAUCUCCCUGAUCCAUGAUCCCCUCUUCCACCAACCUAUCUCCCUCAUCCAUGAUCCCCUCUCCAACCUAUCUCCCUCAUCCAUGAUCCCCUCUCCAACCUAUCUCCCUGAUCCAUGAUCCCCUCUCCCACCAACCUAUCUCCCUGAUCCAUGAUCCCCUCUCCCUUUAUUAUGUAGGUAGUAGGCAGUAGGCCUUCAGUAGGCCUUCAGUAGGUCUUCAGUAGGCCUUUAGUAGGCCUUCAGUAGGUCUUCAUUAGGCCUUCAGUAGGCCUUCAGUAGGUCUUCAGUAGGCCUUCAGUAGACCUUCAGUAGGUCUUCAUUAGGCCUUCAGUAGGCCUGAAGGUACCGCUACUUUAUAAAGUAAUAAUAUUAGGAAAAUAAUCAAAGAUGAAUUUUAGAGAAGAUGUUUUGAAGUGGAUGAAAUAUAAUUUUCUUGCUUUUCCAAAUGUGACUGAACAUGCUAGAUUAUCUCUCCUAUGAGUGUAAAGGUCUGAACCACCUUCCCAGAAACACACCCUGUCUGUCAUCAUCACCAUCAGGGGGAAAAUACACCCUGUCUGUCAUCAUCACCGUCAGGGGGAAAAUACACCCUGUCUGUCAUCAUCACCAUCAGGGGGAAAAUACACCCUGUCUGUCAUCAUCACCGUCAGGGGGAAAAUACACCCUGUCUGUCAUCAUCACCAUCAGGGGGAAAAUACACCCUGUCUGUCAUCAUCACCAUCAGGGGGAAAACACACCCUGUCUGUCAUCAUCACCAUCAGGGGGAAAACACACCCUGUCUGUCAUCAUCACCUUCAGGGGGAAAACACACCCUGUCUGUCAUCAUCACCGUCAGGGGGAAAACACACCCUGUCUGUCAUCAUCACCUUCAGGGGGAAAACACACCCUGUCUGUCAUCAUCACCGUCAGGGGGAAAACACACCCUGUCUGUCAUCAUCACCGUCAGGGGGAAAACACACCCUGUCUGUCAUCAUCACCAUCAGGGGGAAAAUACACCCUGUCUGUCAUCAUCACUGUCAUGGGGAAAACACACCCUGUCUGUCAUCAUCACCAUCAGGGGGAAAACACACCCUGUCUGUCAUCAUCACCAUCAGGGGGAAAAUACACCUUGUCUGUCAUCAUCACUGUCAGGGGGAAAACACACCCUGUCUGUCAUCAUCACCAUCAGGGGGAAAACACACCCUGUCUGUCAUCAUCACCGUCAAGGGGAAAACACACCCUGUCUGUCAUCAUCACCAUCAGGGGGAAAACACACCCUGUCUGUCAUCAUCACCGUCAGGUGGAAAACACACCCUGUCUGUCAUCAUCACCAUCAGGGGGAAAACACACCCUGUCUGUCAUCAUCACCGUCAGGGGGAAAACACACCCUGUCUGUCAUCAUCACCAUCAGGGGGAAAACACACCCUGUCUGUCAUCAUCACCGUCAGGGGGAAAACACACCCUGUCUGUCAUCAUCACCGUCAGGGGGAAAACACACCCUGUCUGUCAUCAUCACCGUCAGGGGGAAAACACACCCUGUCUGUCAUCAUCACCAUCAGGGGGAAAAUACACCCCGUCUGUCAUCAUCACCGUCAGGGGGAAAACACACCCUGUCUGUCAUCAUCACCGUCAGGGGGAAAACACACCCCGUCUGUCAUCAUCACCGUCAGGGGGAAAACACACCCUGUCUGUCAUCAUCACCGUCAGGGGGAAAACACACCCUGUCUGUCAUCAUCACCAUCAGGGGGAAAAUACACCCCGUCUGUCAUCAUCACCGUCAGGGGGAAAACACACCCUGUCUGUCAUCAUCACCGUCAGGGGGAAAACACACCCUGUCUGUCAUCAUCACCGUCAGGGGGAAAACACACCCUGUCUGUCAUCAUCACUGUCAGGGGGAAGAUUAAUGAAGGAAUGAAGUGAUAAUGCCCCACCAACAUUGCCCUCCUCCAAUAGGCCAACAUUGCCCUCCUCCAAUAGGCCAACAUUGCCCUCCUCCAAUAGGCCAACAUUGCCCUCCUCCAAUAGGCCAACAUUGCCCUCCUUCAAUAGGCCAACAUUGCCCUCCUCCAAUAGGCCAACAUUGCCCUCCUUCAAUAGGCCAACAUUGCCCUCCUCCAAUAGGCCAACAUUGCCCUCCUUCAAUAGGCCAACAUUGCCCUCCUCCAAUAGGCCAACAUUGCCCUCCUCCAAUAGGCCAACAUUGCCCUCAUCCAAUAGGCCAACAUUGCCCUCAUCCAAUAGGCCAACAUUGCCCUCCUCCAAUAGGCCAACAUUGCCCUCCUCCAAUAGGCCAACAUUGCCCUCCUCCAAUAGGCCAACAUUGCCCUCCUUCAAUAGGCCAACAUUGCCCUCCUCCAAUAGGCCAACAUUGCCCUCCUUCAAUAGGCCCACAUUGCCCUCAUCCAAUAGGCCAACAUUGCCCUCAUCCAAUAGGCCAACAUUGCCCUCCUCCAAUAGGCCAACAUUGCCCUCCUUCAAUAGGCCCACAUUGCCCUCAUCCAAUAGGCCAACAUUGCCCUCAUCCAAUAGGCCAACAUUGCCCUCAUCCAAUAGGCCAACAUUGCCCUCAUCCAAUAGGCCAACAUUGCCCUCCUCCAAUAGGCCAACAUUGCCCUCAUCCAAUAGGCCAACAUUGCCCUCCUCCAAUAGGCCAACAUUGCCCUCCUCCAAUAGGCCAACAUGCCGGUUUAUCUUGUUUUUCUAGAGAAGCAUUUAUUUUAUUUUUUGGGGGCAGAAGGCUCUUCACCUUUAAGAAUCCCUUUGGCUAGCUCUCAGUGAUGAUGACCCUAUAUGGGGAAGGCUCUUCACCUUUAAGAAUCCCUUUGGCUAGCUCUCAGUGAUGAUGACCCUAUAUGGGGAAGGCUCUUCACCUUUAAGAAUCCCUUUGGCUAGCUCUCAGUGAUGAUGACCCUAUAUGGGGAAGGCUCUUCACCUUUAAGAAUCCCUUUGGCUAGCUCUCAGUGAUGAUGACCCUAUAUGGGGAAGGCUCUUCACCUUUAAGAAUCCCUUUGGCUAGCUCUCAGUGAUGAUGACCCUAUAUGGGGAAGGCUCUUCACCUUUAAGAAUCCCUUUGGCUAGCUCUCAGUGAUGAUGACCCUAUAUGGGGAAGGCUCUUCACCUUUAAGAAUCCCUUUGGCUAGCUCUCAGUGAUGAUGACCCUAUAUGGGGAAGGCUCUUCACCUUUAAGAAUCCCUUUGGCUAGCUCUCAGUGAUGAUGACCCUAUAUGGGGAAGGCUCUUCACCUUUAAGAAUCCCUUUGGCUAGCUCUCAGUGAUGAUGACCCUAUAUGGGGAAGGCUCUUCACCUUUAAGAAUCCCUUUGGCUAGUUGUCAGUGAUGAUGACCCUAUAUGGGGAAGGCUCUUCACCUUUAAGAAUCCCUUUGGCUAGUUCUCAGUGAUGAUGACCCUAUAUGGGGAAGGCUCUUCACCUUUAAGAAUCCCUUUGGCUAGCUCUCAGUGAUGAUGACCCUAUAUGGGGAAGGCUCUUCACCUUUAAGAAUCCCUUUGGCUAGCUCUCAGUGAUGAUGACCCUAUAUGGGGAAGGCUCUUCACCUUUAAGAAUCCCUUUGGCUAGCUCUCAGUGAUGAUGACCCUAUAUGGGGAAAAACCCAACUUGUAAAAGCUGCUCUUGAAAACAGGUCAUUACCAGUAUUUGACUCAUGAUGAUUUUCCUUCCUUCAACUGUCUUCCUUCCAGUAUUUGUUUUAAGAAGUCUCCAUGGUAACAAUAUGCCACACAUUACUGAUAUGUAUUUUUUUGUUGUUGUUGAAGAAAACAAAUGUAUUUUCUCUCUGUUAGAGAUGCAUGGUAAUAACCACCCUGACAUAUGUGAAUAGCAAACAAAAAUGACAACGACGACAUUGAGGAAAAGGUGUAAGAGAAUGUUAUUGCAGUGUACAAAAUAUCUCAUCAAAAAUGAAUAUUAUUAUUGCUUUUAUCUCAGUAAGGUGUACAAAGUGAUGAUGUUUAAUGUCUGGCAGGUUUACAUUUGUGUGUAUCUGACAUUUUAUUGCUUAAAAAAGGAUGAAUUAUUAGCUUUGCCCUUUAGCUUUUCUCCUCUGUAUUCAUUCUUGAUCUUGAUCUUUACCUUGAUCUUUGCCUUGAUCUUGAUCUUGAUCUUUACCCUGAUCUUGAUCUUUAACUUGAUCUUUACCCUGAUCUUGAUCUUUACCUUGAUCUUUACCUUUACCUUGAUCUUUACCUACUUGAGUUAGUAGCAGAAACUUGGAUUGUGGAUUUUGACAAAUGUUUUAGUAGGCUGUUAGUGGAAUAAUAAUGAAAUAGCAGUCAACAUAGAUAACAUUGAUAGACUCUCCAGUUUCAAUUCAUUCUCUACUUUCUCAGUAUGAAACCCAACCUGACCCUAAGUAAACGAAGCGAUCCGAUUUUAGAUGCCUUUUUUUUCUUCAUAUUCACUAGCCUUUUGAAAACUUAAGCCCAAAGUUAUAAAACUAUAACAGGUGCUCUUAUUUGUGUCCCGUGAGUUAUGUUUGUAGGAUGGACAACGUUAAAAGAUAGAUUCUGCCUGGAGAGUACAAGGACUAAACUUUACGGUAUGAAUAUCAUCCUCUUGGUUUGCAACUCGUCUCAAAACCCCUUGACUUGUGUCUGUUUGAGUACUGAGCCCAGUCCACAGGCAUCUAUUAAUGAAUACGUAGUUUCAAGUAGAAGUCAAGUAGAAAUUUAAAAAAUAAUGAAAUAAAACAUACGGCUGCUUUUAGCUACGGUUGCCCAGCAACUGUAAAGCACUAGAACAUUUCAGUAGUAGCGAUUUGAAGUGUUUCCCUUCCUCUCCUGUACUCCUCCUCACUCAGCUGCUUCCUAGAUUCAAGACAAAAGGGUCUAUCUAAAAAGGACAAUAUCCAGAACAGACAAGUCACCAGCCUGCUCUUUGACAUUCAAAGCAUGGGACGCCUGACUGGGAUAUUUCUUAGUCGUUUAUUUUGUUGUUGUCAUAUGCUAUAUUUUUUUCUGUUUGUUAAAAACAGGACCUCGAAACAACACAACACAUCACCUCAUUUAUUGUUUUGUUUUUUCAAUUUUUCUUACCAAAACCCAGAGAGAGGAAACUAAAUCUUGCACAAUUGCUCAUUAAAAUAUAUGUUGUAUCAUUUGGAUUUAAGUUCAUGUUUGUUUGGUUGUUACAAAUAGUGCUACUGCCAACCAAUGCUUGUGAGGUAAUAAGUGCAGGUGUGUUCAAGUUGACACUAACCAGUCUAUUCCUGGAAAAUCAUCCUCUAGGCUGAUACAUUGUCUAAACUAUGAACAUGUACUGAUUGAUCAUGAUACAUGCGAUUCUUACAUUUGAAAGAGUUUGACUGUUUCUUACAGAGGAAGUUGGAUAUAAAUAUUGGUAUAAAUGUAAAAAAAAAAAAAAAGAAGAAGGUUAUGUCUUAAACAUAGCCUUUUUAUAUCAAGUAAUACAUUUUAAAAGACCAUGGCUAUGUUCAAUUCCAGACACAAUUGUAGGAUUCAAAUGUAGCAUUUAUCUUUUUAUUCAUUUAUUGAUAAAACUAAUGAAAAGUUAUUAGUAUUUCGUUUUGUCCUCUCUGGGUUUCUGUGAGCUAAUCUGAAUUCUAGCACUUUCAACCUUUUAAAAAAAGUUUUUUUUCUUUUACCAUUUCAGCUUAUAUGUUGAUAUGUUUUUUCAUUUGUAUUUGAUCCUGUAUAUGUAUGUGCCAUUAGUUUGAUGUGUAGAUUUGAUCAACCUUUGUGUAUUUUUCUCCAAAAGAAUAACAGUAUUUUUGCUAAGACUUUUCACUAAUACCUUCUUUCAUGUGCCCCCCCACUCCCCUCUCAGCCCAUUGGGUAACCAGCGUUCAUGUGCCCUACCCACUCCCCUCUCAGCCCAUUGGGUAACCAGCGUUCAUGUGCCCUACCCACUCCCCUCUCAGCCCAUUGGGUAACCAGCGUUCAUGUGCCCCCCCACUCCCCUCUCAGCCCAUUGGGUAACCAGCGUUCAUGUGCCCCCCCACUCCCCUCUCAGCCCGUUGGGUAACCAGCGUUCAUGUGCCCCCCCACUCCCCUCUCAGCCCAUUGGGUAACCAGCGUUCAUGUGCCCUACCCACUCCCCUCUCAGCCCAUUGGGUAACCAGCGUUCAUGUGCCCCCCCACUCCCCUCUCAGCCCGUUGGGUAACCAGCGUUCAUGUGCCCCCCCACUCCCCUCUCAGCCCAUUGGGUAACCAGCGUUCAUGUGCCCUACCCACUCCCCUCUCAGCCCAUUGGGUAACCAGCGUUCAUGUGCCCUACCCACUCCCCUCUCAGCCCGUUGGGUAACCAGCGUUCAUGUGCCCCCCCACUCCCCUCUCAGCCCAUUGGGUAACCAGCGUUCAUGUGCCCUACCCACUCCCCUCUCAGCCCAUUGGGUAACCAGCGUUCAUGUGCCCCCCCACUCCCCUCUCAGCCCAUUGGGUAACCAGCGUUCAUGUGCCCUACCCACUCCCCUCUCAGCCCAUUGGGUAACCAGCGUUCAUGUGCCCCCCCACUCCCCUCUCAGCCCUUUGGGUAACCAGCGUUCAUGUGCCCUACCCACUCCCCUCUCAGCCCAUUGGGUAACCAGCGUUCAUGUGCCCCACCCACUCCCCUCUCAGCCCAUUGGGUAACCAGCGUUCAUGUGCCCCACCCACUCCCCUCUCAGCCCAUUGGGUAACCAGCGGUCAUGUGCCCCCCCUCCCCUCUCAGCCCAUUGGGUAACCAGCGUUGCCUUCUCUAUUGAAAUUGUAUCUAACCCAACAACAAAUAUAUUCUACAACCAAGUAUCUGUAACAGAGAGCAUGGUGAACAUUAUACGUUGUCGUCCCUAGGACAAUAGAAGGACUACCAGAUCGACCUCUUCUUCAAGGUAAAAAAAAAAAGAGCAGGUCCUGUUCUCCGACAGAUGUGACACAGUUCCAUCCAACAGCACAUUAUCUGGGGAACCCAGUUCGAAAGCACUUUUAUUCAGCCCCCAUGUUCAUAACAACUGACUGAUGCAUGACUGUAAAGGGUUGUACUACUGCCUACUAGCUAGAAAACACAUGUUGCUUCUAGACAGAUUCAGGCAGUCUUGAAAUGAAUAUUGUACAACACUCUAUGUUAACAUGAUGUGCCAAGACAGGGCUUGUUAUAGAGAAGGUAAGUACGUCUCCAUCUGCCCCAGUUUACAGUAGACUUCACCUCACACAUAACAGUUUACAGUAGACUUCACCUCACACCUAACAGUUUACAGUACACUUCACCUCACACAUAACAGUUUACAGUAGACUUCACCUCACACAUAACAGUUUACAGUAGACUUCAUCUCACACAUAACAGUUUACAGUAGACUUCACCUCACACAUAACAGUUUACAGUAGACUACACCUCACACAUAACAGUUUACAGUAGACUUCAUCUCACACAUAACAGUUUACAGUACACUUCACCUCACACAUAACAGUUUACAGUACACUUCACCUCACACAUAACAGUUUACAGUAGACUUCAUCUCACACAUAACAGUUUACAGUAGACUUCACCUCACACAUAACAGUUUACAGUGGACUUCACCUCACACAUAACAGUUUACAGUAGACUUCACCUCACACAUAACUGUUUACAGUACACUUCACCUCACACAUAACAGUUUACAGUAGACUUCACCUCACACAUAACAGUUUACAGUAGACUUCACCUCACACAUAACAGUUUACAGUAGACUUCACCUCACACAUAACAGUUUACAGUAGACUUCACCUCACACAUAACAGUUUACAGUAGACUUCACCUCACACCUAACAGUUUACAGUAGACUUCACCUCACACCUAACAGUUUACAGUAGACUUCACCUCACACCUAACAGUUUACAGUAGACUUCACCUCACACAUAACAGUUUACAGUAGACUUCACCUCACACAUAACAGUUUACAGUAGACUUCACCCCACACAUAACCGUUUACAGUAGACUUCACCCCACACAUAACCGUUUACAGUAGAGGUGAUAGAAAUGCUAAUAUAAUUCAUUGGCAAAAGAAAACUAAAACUAAAGUACUUGUUGGAGGCAGCUUUAAAUGCUACGUUUUUCAGAGCUAACCUUGGGAAGUGGCCUUUUCAGGAGUAUUUUAGCAGUACUUCAGUAUCAUCAGGAUGACCUAAUCAUGAGUCCACCCCACUCGUUGUUGGAGAGAUACCUCUGCUCUACCCCUGAGAAGGCCUACCUCUGACAGUGGUGGUAUGAUUCAAAGCAUCAGAUAGGUCUUUGGCAUUGUUAAUGAAAGGUUGUGGAAGUAAUAUCUCGCCUUCAGUUCUGACUGAGUGCGGAGCGGAUGUUUUCGCUACAAUGCCUUGUUGGUUCAUUACCUCGCCUGCACCUACUAGAGAUGCACUUGUCCUCACCGUUCCUCUGUUAGUAGGUGAACAACACAGAAUUUAAGGGAAUUAUUUGAUCAAUUUUAAGUCAGAAAACCGAUUGGAUUUCAUGAAUGCUUUUUUUUUGUCUUCUAGUGAGAAACUGGGUGAAAAGACAGAAUGUAGUUUUAUAUAUAUAUGUUUAGCUUGAUGUACGUCUUGCAUUCUAUGCUUUUUGUGUAUCGUGUUUAGUGACAUAGACAUUUAUUUUUAGUACUUGCUUAUUACAGCCAACUCUGGAAAAAAAAGGUGAACGAAACAAAAAUGGAAUAUUUACUUUCAUCCUUACACUAUUUUACAUUUUAUCAACUAUAUUCUUCAGAGAAAAAAAAACCAUAGCUUUUUUUUGUUUUGUUUUGUUUUGUUACAUAUCUCACAUGCGAUCAGUUGCUGCAAUGUAAAGGGACAGAUUUGUAUAUUGGUUGAUCCAAAGAGAUGACAUAAAUCAGCAAACCUCUUUUACUUAUUGUACAGUACAUUGUAUCUUUGACUUGUCAUGUGUUAUGUUGAAAUUAUUAAAAGACAAAUUCACGGUUUCAUA
Oncorhynchus kisutch (coho salmon) is the source of this 11368-nucleotide messenger RNA. Its product is annotated as zinc finger protein PLAGL2. The coding region runs from base 335 to 2113 and encodes 592 amino acids. The record is from RefSeq and is a predicted model, not a curated record. Lineage: Eukaryota; Metazoa; Chordata; Actinopteri; Salmoniformes; Salmonidae. Gene Ontology annotation, molecular function: RNA polymerase II cis-regulatory region sequence-specific DNA binding; DNA-binding transcription factor activity, RNA polymerase II-specific. Gene Ontology annotation, biological process: regulation of DNA-templated transcription. The transcript has 2 exons.